CAGAAUUUAGAAACCCUAGUACUCCAUUUCCUUCGUCUCCAUCUCUCUCUCUCCUCGCCGCAGUUAGCUUUUCUCUCUCUCUCUCUCACCCGCACCAACUUCAUCGCCGCCCGUCGCUCCAUCUCGCGCCGUCAUUCUCACUCAGCCUCCAGAUUUGUGGACACAAUUCUGUGCAAUAUGAGGGGAAGGAGUUACACUCCAUCGCCACCUAGGGGUUACAGUCGAAGAGGACGGAGUCCAAGCCCUAGAGGUCGCUAUGGGGGUCGUAGCAGAGAUCUUCCUACUAGUCUUCUAGUUCGUAAUCUUCGCCAUGACUGUAGGCAAGAUGACCUUCGCAGGCCAUUUGGACAGUUUGGUCCUCUUAAGGAUAUCUAUUUGCCGAAAGAUUAUCAUACUGGGGAACCACGUGGAUUUGGUUUUGUCCAAUUCGUAGAUCCUCAAGAUGCUGCAGAGGCUAAAUAUCAUAUGGAUGGCCAGAUUCUUCUUGGUCGAGAGGUAACUGUUGUGUUUGCUGAGGAGAAUAGGAAGAAGCCAUCUGAUAUGAGGGCACGCGAGCGAGGGAGUCGUGGAAACUAUCGUGAUCGAAGACGCUCUCCUCCUCGCUAUUCUCGAUCUCCACCUCCACGUCUAGCAGGAUCUCGGUCUCACAGCCGAGACUAUUAUUCUCCUCCUAAACGGAGGAAUUACUCAAGAUCUGCGUCUCCACAGGAGAGAAGGUAUAGCCGAGAGAGGUCGUUCUCUCGUUCUCCACCCUAUAAUGGAUCAAGAAGCCGCAGUCGGAGCCCAGCUAGGGGGCCAAGUGGAGCUAGGGGUCCAAGCCAUAGUCGAAGCAGAAGCCAGAGCCCAAAGAGAAGUCUUAGCCGAAGUCCAAAUCGCUACCCAGAUGAACCAAAUGGUGCUAGGUCUCCAUCUCCAUGAGCAAAGGGUAAGGAACUUUGCCUGUCUGUGUGUUAGAGAGGACAAUGGCCCUGUUAUGCUGUUGAUGUCUGAUUUCAUGUAGAUUACAUACCGAGUUAUUAUUGUUUGUCACAGCGCCACUUAUUGGGAUUUAGUCGAACGUGUUCGUGAUUUCUGUUCAGAUUUUACUUUAUAGUUGGGAGGAUUAUUACAUCUGAUGUUAGAAAAUCUUGAUUACUAGUACUAGCAUUUGAUCUCCAUGCCAGAGAACUUUGAUA
Messenger RNA from Humulus lupulus (European hop), 1175 nucleotides. Its product is annotated as serine/arginine-rich SC35-like splicing factor SCL33. Gene Ontology annotation, biological process: mRNA splicing, via spliceosome. The transcript is spliced from 6 exons. Bases 178 to 918 code for a protein of 246 amino acids. Lineage: Eukaryota; Viridiplantae; Streptophyta; Magnoliopsida; Rosales; Cannabaceae. Gene Ontology annotation, molecular function: RNA binding. The record is from RefSeq and is a predicted model, not a curated record. Gene Ontology annotation, cellular component: cytoplasm; nuclear speck.